UGUCCCGUGCCAGACAUCGACACGCGCCCGACAGCGGUCAAUAAUAAGCAGCCUACCGUUUGACUUGCUUGGACGGGAGCUUCGACGGUCAUUUUUUCGCGUUUCGGGGGAUAGGAAAAGUUUUCCGACACGAAUUACUACAUUGCAGGGAUAAAAGCAACACCGGGGGAAGAGGGACAACGAGAAGAUUCGCCGACAUCUGCAACCAUGAUGUCCAUGAACAGCAAGCAGCCCUUCAGCAUGCACCCGAUCCUGCACGAGCCCAAGUACACGCCGCUGCACUCGAGCUCGGAGGCGAUCCGGAGAGCGUGCCUGCCCACGCCCUCGCUGCAGGGGAACAUCUUCGCCGGGUUCGACGAGAGCUUGCUGCAAAGGGCCGAGGCGCUCGCCGCCGUGGACAUCGUCACGCAGAAGAGCCACCCGUUCAAGCCGGACGCCACGUACCACACCAUGACCACGAUGACCAGCAUGACGUGCACGCCCACGUCCUCGUCGGCGCACCUGCAUCACCCGUCCGUGCUCACCUCCCACCACCACCACCACCAGCCCGCGCAGGGCCUCGAGGGCGACCUGCUGGACCACCUGACUCCGGGCAUAUCCCUGGGAGGCAUGCCGGGCUCCGACGUGUGCUCCACCGCCUCGCACUCGCACGCGCACAUGUCUGCCAUCAACCACAUGCAGCACCACCACCCGCAGGCCAUGAACAUGCACCCGCACGGACUCGGCUCGCACGGCGCGCUCAGCGCGAGCGGCGGCGGCGGUGGCGGCGGGGAGUCCGAGCCCGACCCGCGCGAGCUGGAGUCCUUCGCCGAGCGCUUCAAGCAGAGGCGCAUCAAGCUCGGGGUCACGCAGGCGGACGUGGGCUCGGCCCUGGCCAACCUCAAAAUCCCCGGAGUGGGCUGCCUCAGCCAGAGCACGAUCUGCCGGUUCGAGUCCCUCACGCUGUCGCACAACAACAUGGUGGCGCUCAAGCCCAUCCUGGAAGCGUGGCUCGAGGAGGCGGAGCGGGCGCAGCGCGAGAAGAUGAGCAAGCCGGAGAUCUUCAACGGCGGCGACAAGAAGAGGAAACGCACGUCGAUCGCGGCCCCGGAGAAACGCUCCCUGGAGGCGUACUUCGCCGUGCAGCCCAGGCCCUCCUCGGAGAAGAUAGCGGCCAUCGCCGAGAAGCUGGACCUCAAAAAGAACGUGGUUCGGGUGUGGUUCUGCAACCAGAGGCAAAAGCAGAAACGGAUGAAGUUCUCCGCCGCGCACUAGGCCACAAGCAAAGACGUAUAUAUGUAUAAAAAAAAAAUGACAAUAACUUUUAAAAGACAGACAAAUCGCAGCGCAGCAUCGAAGCUGAGGUGGAUAAUCGAGGCUUUGAGGCACGUUUCGGUGAUAUAAAAAUGGGAUCGAGACUUGAAACCACACGUCCAAGUCAUAAACUCAAAAACUUUUGUUAUUAAACGACAUAUGUAUAAUAACAAGAUAGGAGAUGAUCAAUCAAUGUGUUCUCCAGAGAGUCGGAGAAUGAGGAAAAAAACACUUGACCGUCGAAGCAGUUAUUGUACAAAAUUUCAGAAGAAAAAGUCGAAUAAUAAUUGCUAUUAUUCUGUCAUGUCAAAAAAUAACUUUUUUAUAUUUAUUCGUGUAAAUACUUGUGAAUACAUUGCACCUUUGUGUGUGAAGAGCGCAUCGAAUUGGUUUCUUUUCAAUGGUUGUUGUUGUUUGCAGCAUUAUUAUAACCGAGGAUUAUUAUUAUGUUCAUGUUACUUUUGAUGUGUCUCCAGAUGAAGCGACUUAAAGCUGGGCACACCCGUGGCUCGUGCUGUAAAGCCCAUUGCAUGGUUCGGCCGUUACCUGUGCGUUAUUUAAGCAAAAAAAAGAAAAAGGAUCCAUUUUAAAUGCAUUGCAAUAAGAAACACGCGCG
Messenger RNA from Scleropages formosus (Asian bonytongue), 1909 nucleotides. It is a transcript of the gene pou4f4, whose product is annotated as POU class 4 homeobox 4. The record is from RefSeq and is a predicted model, not a curated record. Bases 208 to 1254 code for a protein of 348 amino acids. Gene Ontology annotation, biological process: regulation of transcription by RNA polymerase II. Gene Ontology annotation, molecular function: DNA-binding transcription factor activity, RNA polymerase II-specific; RNA polymerase II cis-regulatory region sequence-specific DNA binding. The transcript is spliced from 2 exons. NCBI's taxonomy places the organism in Eukaryota, Metazoa, Chordata, Actinopteri, Osteoglossiformes, Osteoglossidae.